Molecule: messenger RNA, 15264 nt
Organism: Loxodonta africana (African savanna elephant)
Lineage: Eukaryota; Metazoa; Chordata; Mammalia; Proboscidea; Elephantidae
Gene: RUBCNL
Product: rubicon like autophagy enhancer
Exons: 11
Coding region: 317-2071 (584 amino acids)
Biological process (GO): autophagosome maturation; autophagosome-lysosome fusion; autophagosome-endosome fusion
Cellular component (GO): autophagosome membrane; intracellular membrane-bounded organelle
Molecular function (GO): phosphatidylinositol phosphate binding
Source: RefSeq, a predicted model, not a curated record
GCGCUUCGCUUCCCUGGUGCGCUUCAGUGAGCGCGGCGGUAGCUCUCGCUGCCUGUAGGGUAGGACCGGCGGCCUUGGUGCCGCGUCUUCUAGUUCCUUCUACCUCCCGCUGGGGGGCGCGGAGAGUGCGGGUCGCUACCCCGAGCCGCGCGGACGAAGUGGGGGACGCGCUGCCCUCACCUGGAGCAGCUCUCCACUGCCCGGGUAAGCUCUCCAGAUCUCCAGCUGGCCAUGUGGUGACUUCAAGGCGCCAGCAGCCACCAGAGAAGGUGUCCUCUCUUUUGAAUGGGGUCACACCAGCCCCGAGCCUGGAAAGAUGGAGUUGCAGUCUACCGGCGGGCAGGAGUCGCCUGUGGACCCCUGGGAAGUGAUCAGCGAUGACUCUGUCGACGUGGAUGGUUCGCCCUCCCUCUCGGACUCUGACCACCCGCCUUGCCCGACAGACGUCAGGUUCACCAGGCACAAAGCCACCUGGAUUAACCCCCAGGGUGUGCAGCCGCAGUUGCAAGAUUUGUGCCCCCUGGUGGCAACAGUGGGGAAGAGCGGGAGACACUUUGUGGCUGACACCACCUCUCCCUCGGGCCCUUCUCCGGCAUCCCUCGGGGACUCCCAGACAGAGACACCAUUGUUGGAGGAUCCUCCGCAGCACUCCCUGGACAGUUGCUCUGCCUGUGGCUCCCGUGAAAAGACUAGAGACUUGUCUUUGAGCUCAACGGAAGAGCGGGCUCUGCUCCCGGGAAGCUCUCUUCCGGGGUCUCCGUUCACCGGCUCAAAGAUUUUGGCCACUUCCCCAUGUCUUGAGGCAGAUGAACUUGCUGUAUUGGCAGGUGCUGAUCAAGUCAACAGAAGAGCCAUUUCUUUGAAUUCCUUCUUACCAGAGGCAUUUGUGUUCCCUGUGGAUGUAGAAAAGGAAAAUGCCCACUUUUAUGUUGCAGAUAUGAUUAUAUCAGUAAUGGAGAAAAUAAAGUAUAAUAUCCUGAGCCAACAGCAGACAGAGAACUGGAGUGUAGACAAAGCCAACGAGUCACUUGGAAAUGAUCAGGUUGACCCGGAAGUGACCUUUAAUGCCAAAAUGAAGCAAGAAUCUGUAUCUUCCACUUCUCCAGACAGUGGCUAUGAAGGUUGUGGUGAGUUAAAGGUCAGCCCAGUGCUUGAAACACCUCCUGACUGUGAUGUGGUGAAGGAGGCCUGCAAAUGUGACUUUGAUGAAUUUGCCAUUUUAGAACUUGGAGAACUUAAGGAUACCACAGAAACCUGUGGAUGUUCCUACAGCUCCUCCAAGAGUGGCAUUUAUGAGCCAGACUUUAAUUCUGCUGAACGAAUAGCCAGAGAGUUGUACCGAGUUUUCCGGAAGUGCUGGUUAUUGUCAGAAGUUAAUUAUCAGCCGGCAAGUUCCUUGAAUGCAGCUGGCUCCAUAGUCGUAAACGAAGAUCGUGUCCGAAAAGAGUUUGAGUCUAGUGUGGAAGUAGUACAGGAAAUUAAAGUUAAAUCUCGGAUCAGAGGGACUGACGACUGGGCCCCGCCUCGAUUUCAGAUCAUAUUUAAUAUCCAUCCACCACUCAAAGUUUGUGAAGCGGCUCCGCUACUGCGAGUACCUGGGGAAGUACUUCUGCGACUGUUGCCACACGUAUGCAGAGUCCUGCAUCCCGGCGCGCAUCCUGAUGACGUGGGACUUCCGGAAGUACUACGUCAGCAAUUUCGCCAAAAGGGUGCUGGACAGCAUAUGGUACCAGCCCAUUUUCAAUUUGCAGGCUAUCAGCCAGAGCCUCUAUUCAAAAGCCAAGGAACUGGACAGAGUGAGGGAAAUGCAGGAGCAGCUUUUUCAUAUCAAGAAGUUGUUGUGCACCUGCAGGUUUGCCAGAAGAGAGAAGCGAGCAGAGAGACAUGGGGACCUCACACCACCAAGAAAGCAGCACCAAGAGCAGAGUGCAUCCUUUGGACCUGGGGUUCCUGCACAGAGAAGCUGCUAGACCAAGGGAAGAUUGAUGACAAGGACCUUUCCCCAGAGCUGCACAGAGAAAAAGCCUUCCCCUGGAACUGGCACCCUAAAUUUGGACUUCUAGCCUACUAGACUGUGAGAGAAUAAAUUUCUCUUUGUUAAAGCCAUCCCCUUGUGGUAUUUCUGUUAUAGCCACACCAGAUGACUAAGACCGUGUGUAAACAAAUCCUUUAUUGUAAACCACUUCUCACAUUCAGUAAUAUUUUUGGAUAUUUUUCCAUGCUGUUAUGGGUUGAAUUGUGUCCCCCAAAAAAUACAUAUUGUAAAUCCUAACCUCUGCCUGUGGCUAGAAUUCCAUUUGGGAAUGGAUUUUCUUCGUUAACAAGACAGGAUUAGUGUAGGGUGUGUCUUAAUCUCUUUUGAGAUGUAAAAUUGAUAACACUAGCAAGUGAGAGAAGAGAAAUGGGAAAAGAUAGGUGCCAAGACACAUGGAGAUCUCCAAGGAACCAAGAAACAAGCUGAAAAGACAAGGACCUUCAUCAGAGCUGACAGAAAGAGAAAGCCUUCCCCUAGAGCUGGCACCCUGAAUUCAGACUUCUAGCCUUCUAAACUAUUAAAAAAAUUUUUUUUUAAUUUCUGUUAAAGCCGCCCACUUGUAGUUUUUCUGUGAAAUCAGCACUAGAUAACUAAGACAUGCCAAUUCACGUUGAUCUAUAUCGUUAUUUUAAUGACCUCAUAGUAUUUAAGUCUGUGGUUCUCCUAUAAUUUACUUGACUAAUUCUUAUCUAACUUUUUUGCUGUUAUAAAUGCCCUGGGAUUAGUCAUCCACACACACACAGGCAUGUACAUAUUUGUGUGUAUAUAUGUGCCUUUGUUUGCUUGGGGUGGUGGCUUUUCCUCCCUCCCUCUCUUCCUCCCUUCUUCCCUUCAUUUCUUCCUUUUCCUCUCUCCCUUCCUCCCUGCCUUCCUCCUUUCCUUCUUUCUUUCCCCUCCUUCUCCCUUUCUCCUUUCCUCCCUCUUCCCUUCCUUCCUUUUAGCUGCUGCUUGGGCAAUGGUUUGAAAAUUUACCAUAAGAUAAAUUCUAGGAAGUGGAACUACUAGGUCAAAGUGUGAGUACAGUUAACGUUUUUAUAAAUGUUGCCAAGUUGCCCCCCAGAAAUGGUGAAUCAAUGCAGAUGCCCCUGGUAGUAUUUGAGUAUUCUCAUUUUCCUUUAGUUGACCAAACACCACUCUUUUUUUUUUUUUACUUUUUACAGCUUUAUUGAGGUAUAGUUGACACACGAAACCACAUAUAUUUACAAUUUUUUUUAAUGGUAUUUUAGGUGGUUUAUAGAACAAAGUAACUUCUCAUUGAAACAGUGCGCAUAUUGUUUUAUGACAUUGGUUUAACAACCCUGCAAUGUCAACACUCUCCCUUCUCGACCUUGGGUUCUCUGUGACCAGCUUCCCUGUCCCCUUCUGCAGUCUAGUACUUGCCCCUGGGCUGGUGUGUCCCUUUAGUCUUGUUUUGUUUUAUGGGCUUGUCUAAUCUUUGGAUGAAGGGUGAACUUCAGGAGUGGCUUCAUUACUGAGCUAAAAGGGUGUCUGGGGGCCAUAUUCUCAGGCUUUCUUCAGUCUCUGUGAGGCUAAUAAGUCUGGUCUUUUUGUGUGUGUGUGAGUUAGAAUUUUGUUCUUCAUUUUUCUCCAGCUCUGUCCUGGACCCUCUAUCGUGAUCCCUGUUAGAGCAGUCAGUGGUAUUAGCCAGGCACCAUCUCGUUGUAUUAAACUCAUUCUGGUGGGGGCUGUAGUAGAUGUGGUCCAUUAGUCCUUUGGACUAAUCUUUCCCUUGUGUCUUUCUUCAUUCUUCCUUGCUGCCGAAGAGGUGAGACCAGUGGAGUAUCCUAGAUGGCUGCUCACAGGCUUGGAAGACCCCAGACAAUACUUACCAAAGUAGAAUGUAGAGCAUUUUCUUUAUAAACUAUGUUAUGCCAGUUGAGCUAGAUGUUCCCUGAGACCAUGGUCCCUACAAACUAGUACUCUUUUAAAGCUUUGCUGAUCUGUGGAAAGUGAUAUUUCAUUCUUUUAAUUUACAUUUCUUUAGUUACAAGUGAUGAACACUUUACCAUGUAUUUGUUGAGUGUUAUUUUGUGUAUCGCCUAUUCUUCACCUAAUUUUUAGCCUUUUUCUUAAGAUUUAUGACAACGCCUGUCUUGGUUUCUUAGUGCUGCUAUAACAGAAAUACCACAUAUAGGUGACUUUAAGAAACAAAUUUAUUUUUGCACAGUUUAGGAGACUGAAAGUCUGAAUUCAGGACACCAGCUCUCAGGAAGGCUUUGUCUGCUCUGGGGGGGAAGGUGCUUGUCUCAGCUUCUGUAUGUUCUUCUUGGAGAUCUCCAUGUGACAUCUGUCCUUCCCCAUUCCUGCUUGCUUCUGUGCCUGAUCUGCUCCUUUUAUAUCUCACAAGGGAUUGGUUUAUGACACACCCUGCGCUGAUACGGCCUCAUUAACAUAACAAAGAAAACUCUGUUCCCAAAUGGGAUUACAUCCACAAGUAUGUUGUUGGUGUUGUUAGGUGGCCUCUAGUCCCUUCCAACUCAUAGCAGACCCAUGUGACAGAGUAGAACUCCCUCACAGGGUUUUCUAGGCUGUAAUCUUUUUUUUUUUUUAAUCUUUAUGGGAGCAGAUGGCCAGGUCCUUUCUCCCAUGGAGCCACUGGGUGGGUUCCAACCACCAACCUUUUGGUUAGCACCCAAGUGCUUAACCACUGUGCCACCAGGGCUCCUUUCUAUAGUUAUAGGGGUUAGGAUUUACAACACAUUUUUGGGGGGUACAAUUCAAUCCAUAACAGCUCCUUAGACAGAAAUUUGGGUUUGGAUUUUCCAUUAAAGCCAAAGUUUGUUAAAAUGUUAAUUUACACCUCACCUGCUUGGCUGACUUCUGUGGAAGGGCCUUCCCUGUCUGACUCUUUGACAUCACUAACCACAAGAUGAACGAGGACCCAAGAGGGAAGCAUGACAUCAGCUGGGUAGGAAAGCUGCUCAGCUGCUCACGAUCGCUGUAGCAGACAGGGUUCCACUAGGGGGAAAAUUGUAUUAAAAAAUUAUAUAUAUAUAUAAAUCCCUGCUGGGUGGUGAAAACAAUUAACACACCCAGCUGCUAACUGAAAGGUUGAAAAUUUGGAGUUCAAGUCUACGCAGAGGCACCUCAGAAGAAAGGCCUGCCUAUCCGCUUUUGAAAAAUCAGCCACUGAAAACUCUGUGGAACAUAGUUCUGCUCUGACACACAUGGGGUUGCCAUGAUGAGGAAUCAACCUGCUGGCAAUUGGUUUAUACAUAUGUAGUAAGGAAUUGGCUUACAAAAUUGCAGGGCUGGCCAAACAAGUCCAAAACCUGUAGGGUAGGCUGUUAGGAAGGGCAGGCCAGAAACCCUUAAGCAGCAGCUGAAACUGCAGUCCAUAGUUGGAUUUCUUCCUCCUCAGGGAAACCUCAGUUCUAACCUUAUGGCCUUCAACUGAUUAGAUCAGGCCCAUCCAGAUUAAUCGAGAGUAAUCUCCUUUACUUAAAGUCAACUGAUUGUAGAUGUUAACUGUAUCCACAAAAUGCCUUCACAGCAACACCUAGCUUAGUGUUUGACUGAAUAACUGGGGAUUGGUACAGAAAACUGACAUCACAGUCCCCAGUCACCCGUCUUCUGAGAAGGGAAGCGCAGGCUCCUUUGCUGAGCAGGAACCUGGUGGGAGAAUGGGAGUCAGGACUGGCUGGUGGGAAGGCUCCAGCCAGGGGUCAGUGAUUGAAUCCCAAGUACACUGGGCAAAUCUUGGUAGUGACUUGAUGAUGCUAAUGGUAGAAGUUUUCUGAAUCACUUUUUAGCCAGGUGAUGAGAAGAGUAAGUUUGUUCUUCACAUCAAGUGUUUGGAAAAGAGUUGACUCUUUUCUGAAGUGCAAGGUAGCUUUAUUUCUCCCUCCUUUCUACCCUCCCUCGCUCCUUCCCUUUCUGUCCUUCCUUUUUUCUCUAAAACAGUUUAAACUCUUGCAAGGAUGAUUGGUCAUCCAUCCAGGGUGCCACCCUAGAAAAAAACAGAAGGAAGCCAGUGGAUCCAGUAAUUUGAGAAUAGAUACCACUGUCUUCAUCAUAAACAAUGUUUUCUUGUUUGUAUAUUGCUAAGUGUCCCCACCCCCACCAGAAGAUAAUGAUAAUAGUAAUACAUUUUUAUCAAAUUUUAGAUUUUACAUGCCAUUUUCAUAUUCACAUUUUAUGUAUUAUAUAUUUAUCUAUCUAUCCAUUUAUUUACCUAUUUAUUUAAUAAAUGUUUUCCUUUCACAGCGGCCCCACAAUGUUUAAUUUGAUUACUGUUUCUACUUUCCAGCUGUAUCAUAUUGAGCAGCUUACUUAGCCUCUCUGUGACUCAGUUUUCCCAGCAGAAAAAGGGAAAAAUUGAUUUAUACUUUAAUUGUCCUUGUUCUACCACAUCCCUUGUUCCUGUGUUUACAUGUUCCACAGUUGAUUUUUUAAAAGUUUUUAGCUUAUGGGGAACAAAGCAUCCAGCUCCUUGAAUGAAGAACAUUUUAGAUAUUUUAAUAUUAAAAUAAGUGACUAAGACCCCUGUCCACACAUCACAUUUUCAUCAUAUAUGGAAGCCACGUCAUUCUGCCGGGCAAGUGCACUAGGACAGCAGCAUGUCUGUGGGAGAACUGCUGGGUGUGUUGGGAACUAGCUAACGGGAAUGGAAUGAUGCCAUAGGGUAUAUCCGUUGAGUUACAUAACUCCAGCAAUUGUUUCUACUAGGGAUUUCUGUGUCUUAAACUAAAAACUGGUUCUUUAGAAACAAGGAUUAUCUCUCAUAAGUGGUGCUGGGGGCCCAAACCAGUAGUACUGGGUUUUUAGGAAUGCAAAUUAGUUUUACCCUGGGGUGGUGGAUAUGGUUAGUGUCUUGGUUAUCUAGUGCUGCCAUAACAGAAAUACCACAAGUGGAUGGCUUUAACAGAGAGAAAUUUAUUUCCUCACAGUAAAAAACAAAACAAAACAAAAACCAAACCCGUUGCCGUCGAGUCGAUCCCAACUCAUAGCGACCUCACAGGACAGAGUAGAACUGCCCCACAGAGUUUCCAAGGAGCACCUGGUGGAUUUGAACUGCCUACCUUUUGGUUAGCAGUCGUAGUAAUUAACCACUACACCAGCAGAAAGUAGGCUAAAAGUCCAAAUUCAGGGCGUUGGCUCCAGGGGAAGGCUUUCUCUCUCUGUUGGCUCUGGAGGAAGGUCCUUAUCCUCAAUCUUCCCUGGUCAAGGAGCUUCUCAGGCACAGGGACCCCCGGUCCAAAGGACAUGCUCUGCUCUUGGUGCUGCUUUCUUGGUGGUAUGAGGGCCUCAACUCUGUGCUUGUUUCUCUUUCCUUUUAUCUCUUAAGAGAUAAAAGGUGGUACAGGCCACACCCCAAGAUAACUCCCUUUACAUUGGAUCAAGGAGGUGACCUGAGUAAGGGUGGUGUUAACAAUCCUACCCUAAUCCUCUCAACAUAAAAUUAAAAUCACAAAAUGGAGGAUAGCCACACAAUACUGGAAAUCAUGGCCUAACCAAGUUGAUACGCAUAUUUUCUGGGGGGCAUAAUUCAAUCCAUAAUAGUUAGUGUCCUUAGCUGCUAAGUGAAAGGUUGGAGGUUUGAGUCCACCCAGAGGUGCCUUGGAAGAAAGGCCUGGUGAUCUACUUCUGAAAAAUCACCCAUUGAAAACUCUGUGGAGCUCAUUUCUACUCUGAUACACGUGGGGUCACCGUGAGUCGAGUUGACUUGAUGGCAUCUGGUUAAAUUAGUUGGAGUACUCCCUUCCUCACUGAGUGUGGCAAUAAUUGAGAGACAGACAGAGAUGAUUGAUAGAAAUUGGAUUGGAUGGCUGAGCUGUGUCACUAAAGCCUCAACCUUGCAUGAAUUUUGCUCUGAGUCCCAGGGAGAGGUGGGCACCUGGUGGUCUCCGCCUCAUGCAGAGCCUGCCCUGUGGCUGACAGCAGGUGGAGAAAGGAAGCAGGCCGGCAGACCUCAGAGGGAAAGCCCAGGAGGGGCUCAGCCACACACGCCAAGUUCCUUCUCCCGAACCUGCCACAACGACAGUCGCUCCUCUUCCAGGUAGCAGCGGUGAUAGUACUGGAAAACUUCCAAGCAGCCCAAAUGUGCAUAAAGAGGCCUGAAGCAUUUCUUCCCUUUUGUAUCAGGGAGUAAUGAUUCUCUGCCUGUUAUGGAAACCUGAGGUGUAGGGGAAAGUAUUUUCCCCAAAUUACUUUACUGUCCAACACUCCUGUUCCAAAAAUUUAAACUCAGUCAUUAGACACUUUUACCUUUAUAGUAUUGGCUCAUUAUAGAAACAAACCAGUUGCCUUCGAGUAGAUUCUGCCUCAUGAUGACCCCAUGUGUGUCAGAGUAGACCUGUGCUCCGUAGGGUUUUCAAAGGCUGAUUUUUCAGAAGUAGAUAGCCAGACCUUUCUUCCGAGGCGCCUUGGGGGUAGACUUAAACCUCCAACCUUAAUAUUAGCAGCUGAGCACAUUAGCCAUUUGUACCACCCAGGGACUCCAAUUAUAGAAAUACUACUAUGUGGCUGGAAACCCUGGUGGCGUAGUGGUUAAGAGCUACAGCUGCUGAUCAAAAGGUCCGCAGUUCAAAUCCACCGGGUGAUCCUUGGAAACCCUAUGGGGCAGUUCUACUCUGUCCACAGGGUCACUAUGAGUCAGAAUCAACUCGAUGGCAAUGGGUUUUUGAUUUUUAUGGGUUUUAUUGUUUAAUUACAGUUUUUAGUAAUCAAACAGAAUUUCUGAAAGCAUCCUAAUCCUUUUAGAGACAUGGGAAAGAUACCCUGGUCUGUGCGCCUUCUUCUGGAAGUGGGAGAGUUCCUGGAAGAAUUGCUACAGCUGUCUGUCUGCUGCACUUUAGGUUGAAUUCUUCUUGGCCCAGUCAGAAUAGCCCUUCCUGAACCUGCUCCCAGAUCCUGGAGGAGCCAUCUGUUGGGCCAGCAGCCAGUGGAGGCACCGCAGGGCCUUGAUUCUCUCUCCCAAUCCAGACCAAAGUGUUGUUGGAAAUCUGGCACUUUAGCUCAGCAUAAUAACACAUCAUGGCAAUCCCCAUCAGCUUAGCAUGACUUCUGUUUUCUUUUUACAUUCUGAGUGUUAAAAUACCAUAUGCUGAUGGAAAAAUUGCAUUAAGGGUAGGGUUACACAGCUGAUUACUGUAAUUGCUGUCCAGUUGUACACCUGUAAAAAGUUGAACUGGCAAAAGUUAUAUGUUAGAUUUACAACAAUGACCAAAAAAAAAAGAGUAGUUGCUUGAGGCUGCUUAAGAACAACCAAAAACUUCAUGGAAUUUUGUGGUUUAGGGUCUUGGUUUCAUGGGACAUGCCAGAUAACUGGCCUAACAUGUUUAGUUCUUCUGUUCUAACUCCUAGUUUGUUGUGCAAUGCCUGGGGUUUUAAAAGCUUGUCCAAGGCGUGACAACUGGUCUCUAUUCACCUGGAGCAACAGAGGAACAUGGAGAGUCAGGAAUGGGAUCAGGAAUAUUCCAUAGGAUAUGGACUGUGUGGCUAAUUGCCUUCAUAAGCAACUGCCUCCUUUGCCAUGAAACCAGAAGAACUGAAUGGUCCCCGGCUACCAUGAUUGAACAUUUUGAUCAAAGAGUUCAUAGAAGAAUCCUGAUCAAAAGGGGAAAAAUGCAGAAUAGAAUUUCAAAUUCUCAUGGACUUCAGAAUUUCUGGAGCCAAGAGGGCUGGACGAACCCCUGAAAUUAUUGCCCUGAGAUAAUCUUUUGGUGCAGCAGUUAAAGCACCCAGCUGCUAACCAAAAGGUCGAUGGUUCAAAUCCACUAGCCACUCUGCAGGAGAAAAAUGUGACAGUCUGCUCCUGUAAAGAUUACAGCCUUGGAAAUCCUAUGGGGCAGUUCUACUCUGUCCUAUAGAGAUGCUAUGAGUCAGAAUUGACUCGAUGGCACUUGGUUGGGUCAGGUUGGAGAAUCAUCUUUAAAACUUAAACCAAAAAUAUUCCCUGAAGUCAUCUUAAAAUGAAACAAUAGUUUAGCUUAACUAGUAAAAAAAAGUCUGCCUUGAGCAUUAUGCUCUUUUAAGAACUACCUAUAUGGGUUCAAAGUGACAACAGUAACUCAAAAGAUAGGAACCUUACAGGGCAGUGUGUUUAUGUUAAUGAGGGAGGAACAACUCAGAAAAGGAGGGUGAGAAUGGUUGCACAGCUCAAAGAAUAUAAUCAAUGUCACUGAAUUGUACAUGUAGAAAUGAUUGAAUUGGUGUAUGUUUUGCUGUGUAUAUUCUUAACAAUGACAACAAAAUACAGUUAAGAAAAAUAAAGCACCAUGUGUACCACAAUGAAAUAUCAUUACACAUACAUUAAAGUGUCUAGAAUUGAAAAGCUGACGAUAUCAAAUGGUGCUGAGGCUGUGGAGCAACAGGAACCCUCAUACAUUGCAGAGGGGACGGUAAGAUGCUGUAGCUGUUUUGGGAAGUGAUGUGGUAGAGACUGAGGUUUAAGCAUAGAUCAAAAUGGUCAGUGAAAGUCUCUCUGCGGUGAUGACAUUUGGACUGAGGCUUAAGUAACAACUUUGCAGACAUGCAAAGUUCUGGGGCCAGAGCAUCCAUGGCAGAAACAGCAAAUGCAAAAGAGCUCAGGUGCAAAGGUGGCUGCUAUGUCCAGAAAGCAGAAAGAAGGCCACAGCUGGAGCAAGGUCAGGAAUGGACAUUAUGUAACGAUACAAGGAGCACUGGUGGGGCAAAUGGUUAAGAACUCGUCUGCUAACCUAAAGGUUGGUGGUUCAAAUCCACCCAGCGACUCUGCAGAAGAAAGACCUGGCGAUCUGCCCACAUAAAGAUUACACCCAAGAAAACCCUAUGAGGCAGUUCUACUGUGUAACACAUGGGAUCACCAUGAGUUGGAGUUGACUCAGUGGCACCCAACAACAAUAACAUCAGAGAGCAGACGGGGGCUCGAUGUGUAAGGCUCCUGAGGCCACAGUAACGAGUUUGAAUUUAAUACUAUGUGUGGUGGAAACCUGUUAGAGGGUCAUAAGAAGGGGAGCAGUGUGAUCUUCUCUACAUUUGAAAGUGGUUGCUCUAGAAUGGAGUGUUUGGGGGAAGAAAUAGCGGUGGGGUGAUCAUUUGGAGGUGGUUCCUGGAGUCCAGGUGAAUGAUAAUGGCGUCUGAUACUGUAGUGGUAGCAGUGGAGGUUGGAAGAAGUGAAUGGGCUAUUGUACAGGGACUAACACUGUGAUGAAGAAGACCUUGAAAUAUACUUACACUCUAAUGUGAGGUGAAGAAAUGCAGAAAAAAUUAUGCCCUUGCCAUGGUGACAACUGGAAGCCCCAGUGGCAUAGUGGUUAACCAAAAGGUCGGCAGUUCGAAUCCACCAGGCACUCCUAGGAAACUCUAUGGGGCAGCUCUACUCUGUCUUAUAGGGUCACUAUGAGUCGGAAUCAGUUCAACGGCAAUGGGUUUUUGUUUGAUUUAUGAUGACAACUAGGUGCCAACUCAGCACAUGUGGAAGAUUGGUUGAGAUUAAUACUGUCUCCUCCCCACCCCCCUCCCCAUUUCUAUGAUGGUUACAAUGCUUAAAACCAGAAACAGCAGUGGCCAUCAAGUUGACUGUGACUUGGGGGAGACCCCGUAUCUGUCAGAGUAGAACGGUGCUCCAUAUGGUUUUCAGGAGCUGAUUUUUCAGAAUUAGAUCUCCAACCUUUCUUCUAAGGUGCCUCUGGGGGGACGCAGCUCUAACCUUUCGGUUAGCAGCCGAAUUCAUUAGCUGUUUGUUUGCACUGCCCAUGGAAAGGGGAAAAAAAAUUAUCCCUCUCUACAGUAGGUGGCAGCAUUGCUUCUAGUUCUAUGCAUCACGAGCCUCAAGCAGAGAACAGGGCACAGAUGAAUCAAAAGAUAGCAUUUCAAGCUCACCUUUAGCAUCGGGGAGGAGAAAAGCUCAUCAGUAGCUGUCGUUGCCUACAAAGUCAGCCCUUGGGAAGGUGAUUGAGCAGACUGCGACUUAAACGGACCAUUUUCCAUAAGGACAUAAAGCCACCUUUUUAAAAGGAAGAGUAGCUUUUCAAGUACCACGUGUACCCAGAGUGGUUUCCUGGUAAGUCUGAGGUGUCUUUACCUUGAUGGGAGGGUCUCCCAUGGCUGUGUCUUCAAGCCUGUUGGGGGGCUGGGUAGCACAGCGGGUAGGAGCCACAGGAUCCAGCCCGCUUGGAUUUGAAUCCUGGCUCAUGCACUUACUAGUCCUGUAACUUUGAGCAAGUUAUUCCACCUCGUGUGUCUCAGUCUCCUCAUCUGUGAAAUGGGGAUAAUAGCAGCACCUGCCAUAGGAGGAGGCUGUAAAGAUUACACGCAUUGUAAUAUGAAGCAUUUAGAGCAGCUCUGGCUUUGUGAUAAGCGCGGCAUGAGCGUUAGCUGAUAGCAUCAGCAUUACGUGUGCUAUGGGGGUGAGAAUGCUUUGCUGACUGCCAAGUACUCAUUGCCCCAAAUCAGGAGCGACUGGCCAUGGAGGACCCCCUCACUUUCCCAGGGUUAGGAUGUGGGUAGAAACCCCAAGUUGGAGCAGACUGAGAGAGGCAUAGGUGAAUCCUUGCUUCUAGAAUGGACUGCACCAAGCACAUCGAGAGGCAGGGUGGGGCCUAAAUUUGCACCUAGCCCAACUUCUGCUCCCCAUCUCAGAAUUUAGCCUCUGCUUGAACACUUUCAGAAAUCACAUCUUACUCUAUGGCUGACGCUGCAUCUGCCUUUCUAUCGUUUAGAUCCCUUAAUCCUAAUUGCUGCCUCCCGUCUGUCAGUUUGUCAUAUUGUGGUGGCUUGCAUAUUUCUGUGAUGCUGGAAGCUAUGCCACUGGUAUUUAAAAUACCAGCAAGGUCACUCAUGGUGGAGAAGUUUCAUUGGCGCUUCCAGACUAAGAUAGACUAUGAAUAAAGGCUGGCAAUCUACUUGGGAAAAUUAGCCAAUGAAAACCUUAUGGAUCACAGCAGAACAUUGUCUGACUGGCUUUGGAGGAAUCCGUGACUGGAGGAGGACAUCAUGUUUGGUAAAGUAAAGGGCCAGCAAGGAUGUGGGAGACCCUUGGUGAGAUGGAUUGAUACAAUAGCCGCAACGAUGGACUUGAGCACGCCGGCAUUUUUGAGGAUGUCGUGGGAGCAGACAACAUUUUAUUCUGUUGUACAUAAGGCUGCUAUGAGUCAGAGCUGACUAGAUGGCAGCUAUCUAUCUGUCUAUCUAAUUCUAAUUGCACAUUGAAAUCAGCCUUGUAAAUGGGAAUCUACUCUCAUUCUGGAAGUUCUUCAGGACAAAGAGAUGUAGGACCCCUACUUUGACCCCAUACACCAUCACUGUUGAAGAACUGAUAAGGAAGAGGGACUGUUGGAAAGUUAAUUGAGGAAAUGAGUCUCUGAACUUACCCUCUCCCUGGCUUUUGGUUGAAAAGCAGAAAUUCGCUACAGUAGGACCUUCACCACAGGGCCAGCCAGGAGCUGGCCUUGCCUUUGGCGAAGGUCUGAAUGUCCCAGGUCUGUGAGCUGCUUCCACAGGAGCAACACAAACAGAAUGCAGCAUUUGAAUGUCUGUGAGGCAGCACCAGCAACAGAGCCGAGGGAGGGCGGUCUCCAGAUCCUACUCCCAGCCUACAUUGUUAGUGCCGCCCCGGAGAAGCUAAAAGAGGGCUGAAGUCCAAAGGACUAGGGCUUGUCUGGGCAACAUGGCUCUUACAUGCAUCACUCCAGUUGUGAGAUGGAAAAAAGCAAGUCCCUUCACCUUUUUGGGCCUUCAUUUCCUCACUAGUAAGAUGGUAAGUGGAGUUCCUGGGAGGUGCAAAUGGUUAAAGCACUUGCCUGCUAACUGAAAGAUUGGAAGUUUGAGUUCACUCAGAGGUGCCUCAGAAGAAAGGCCUGGCAAUCUGCUUCUGAACAAUCAGCCGUUGAAAACCUUGUGGAGCGCAGUUCUACUCUGACACACAUGGGGCCGCCGUGAGUUGAAAUCGACUCAAAGGCAACUGGUUACUGGUUAAGAUGAGAACAAAUGAACUAAAUUAGGGUUCCCAAAAGUGCUUUCCCUGGAGUAUUAAUCUUUUGAGUUACACCACGAAGGAAAAAAUUCUAUGGUCUACAGCAGUGGUUCUUAACUAGGAGAAAUUGCUAUGAGUUGGAAUCGACUCGCCAGCAACAAGUCUGGUUUUUGGUUUUUUCCCAAGGGACAUUUGUCAACAUGUUUGAUUGUCAUAACUGUCUGUUUAGUGGAUGGAGGCCAAGGAUACCACUAAACAUAAUACAAUAAACGGAACAGUCCCCCGCAACAAGGAAUUAUUCGGCCCAAAGUGUUAAUAGUGUUAGGAACUAUGGUCUAAUAAGAAGCUCUGGUCUAACGAGUUCGAGAUAUACGGGGCACACUCUGUCACUGCCUUUCUCAAUUCACAUUAGCAUAAUGAAGGCACAGAGAAGUCCCGCAGGAAAUUUUCUUUACCUUCCCAGGCAUGUAUGAUCAUGGAACACGCCUGCCCCCCGCCCAACACACACACACUUAUAACUUUACUAUCAUCACACAGAACUGCCUCUUGAUAGUCAGCCACAUGGGCAAAUCCUGGUUAGAUGAUCUCUAAAGUUAUUUUCUGUUCUGAAAAAAAAUGUUGAAAAUUUUUCUUUCCUCUGAUGAGGUAAUAUAGUGUCAGGUUUUGAAUGAAUACGGCUCAGAACCAAAUUGCUUGAGUUGAAUCCUGCUCCGAGACCUGUUAGCUGGAUGACUUUGGACAAGUUAUUUAACCCUCUGGUUCCUGAGUUCUAACAUGGUAGUGUAGUGACAGCACCACCUAUCACUUAGGGAUGUUGUAAGGCUUAAAUGGGACCACAUAUGCGAAGUUUGGAGAUUAACACCAGACACCUGGUAAGCCCUUGAUUAAAUUUUGAUUAUUAUUAUAUAAGGUUUUUUGGUUGUUCUUGUAAUUUCCUGAAGAUGCUGUCGCUGUUCUAGGCAUCAUAUCUGCCCACAAGAGGACACUGUUUACACAGGCUUGCCACAAAAUGUUUUCAAAGUUCUGUCAGGGACAGGUAGCUUGGCUUGUGUCCUUGGUCUGAUUUCUCAUGAACUGCUGAGCUAUAGAUUUCGAGCUAGAAGGGACCCUGCAAAUGAUAUAAUUCAAUCAUCUUAUUUUGCAAUUAUGAGACAAAGGAGGUUAAAUACAAACCCAGUGAGUGUGAUUUACAAAACCGACAGAGUGGCAGGAAAAAUAACUCCAAGUACACUCUCUAUGGGAGGUAGGACAGAAACACCACUUUCUGGGAAGAAGAAGAAAAAGACAUCAAAUAUGUUAACAGUAGGGCCAGGCUGAAAUAGAAGGAAUAAAU